Molecule: messenger RNA, 384 nt
Organism: Rhododendron vialii
Lineage: Eukaryota; Viridiplantae; Streptophyta; Magnoliopsida; Ericales; Ericaceae
Product: cytosolic sulfotransferase 14-like
Exons: 2
Coding region: 1-384 (127 amino acids)
Biological process (GO): sulfation
Cellular component (GO): cytoplasm
Molecular function (GO): sulfotransferase activity
Source: RefSeq, a predicted model, not a curated record
AUGCCUUACUCGGCAUUGCCAGACUCUAUAAAGGAGUCCGGCUGCCGGGUCAUGUAUAUUUGCCGGAACCCUUUCGACACUUUUGUCUCCCAAUGGCAUUUCUUAAUGAAAGGUUCGGUCCAUAUUGGGCCCACAUGCUGGGUACUGGAAAGAGAGUACAGAGAGACUCAUAAGAUGUUGUUUUUGAAGUAUGAGGAGAUGAAAGAAGAACCAAGUUUGAACUUGAGAAAAUUGGUUGAGUUCUUGGGGUAUCCAUUUUCAUUGGAGGAUGUUGGGAAAUCGGAGCCUCGUGCUCGGACUCACAACGAACAAAAACACUUCAAGAUCUUGGGAUACUAUCGUCACAGAAAACAAACUAGAGAAAAGGAAGAGAAAGAGGAAUAG